GGCCGUUUAUUGUUGUCAAAAUUUUUCCUGAUGACGUUUUUAGUUUGGAACUUCCGUGCGUGUGAUCUGCGUCUGUGUCCGCGGAACGAUCUUUAGUCCGUCGUCGGUUGGUGUCGAAGGUGUGAAUUUUCCUGCAGGUGCAAAUUGUUGGAGGUGUCAAAGAGAGAAAGAUUUCGGAAGCAUACCAUAAAAGGAUAUCUUUAUCCGAUUUAGCAGAUUAAUCGAGUGGAUAAUGGCAUUACGGAGCAUGUGGGAUUGUGGGUGGUGUGUUGUGUUGUGAUUUGAUGUAUCCAUAAGUGUGUAGUUGCAAUUGUGUUUAGCGUGACCAAUGUGAUGAAGGAAAAGUAAAAUUUAUAUUCCAAGCAUUUCUCGAAACGUUUCGAGUCGAGGAUAGAAAGAAAGUUCAAUAAAAUAUACUCUGAGCCAGUCAGUGGGAGAGAUAAAGUGAAAAAAAAGUUCAACGGGAUUAACCCUCAAUAUAUAAUACAUUGAGGAAGCAAAGCGGAUUGAAAGUCACGAAAAGGAAAAUAGAAAAUGGAGCGAGUGUGGCGAAAAAUGAACCAGGGCCUGACGAUGAGAUCAUCGAAGCAUCAUCACGGUGGUGGGGGGAGUGGCAUGAUGAUGGUUCCUCCGGAUGCCGCAACCACCGGUUGUCUUCCGGCGCUAGGAGGAGGCGGAGGAGGCAAUAGUGGCGGCGGGGGUGGCGUCGGAGGCGGAAACGGAGGCCAUCAAACGGACACAACCAGCUCAGCUGGAUUCGGGGGAGAAUCACAGGUCGUUGCAGUGCAAAAUAACCGCAGGCGCUCGAAUCCUCCGGGAAUGUGCGGAAAUAUAGCGUCGGACAAACGAAGACGCCGCCGUCGACGGAGCCGACCCAAUCGGGACGGUAAUUCACAAGGUGGAGGCAACGGUGGUGGUCACUCAAUGUCCUCGGGCCAUCACAAGAACCACACAUCGGCGUCUCGUGGCGGUGGACGUUUCGUGCCAGCUCCACCACCGGCAAUGAUGGGUGGUGAUGUUCCACCGACUGCUGCUCACCACUAUCCAAUCUCAAAUAUGGCCAACAACCAGGUUGCCAACAACGAACAGUCGCUGCGCCAAAGAGCCGUGGCCAGGCUAAAAAUGUUCAAUUUCAAUCUCAACUGGGAUCUUCACAUGACCCAAUGCAAACCGUGUGGGCCUAAGAGCGGCAACAUCAUCACACGGCGUCUCUGCCGGAAUCGCCGAGGCGAGGACAACGAACUUUACCGCUCCAACAGCUUCAAAUUCGAACGUUUCGAGCGGAAGGGAGAGCACGGGGGCCCAGGGACAGGAUCCAGGACACUACGAAAACAGAUAUCCGUCUGUGAUGACUACAGUCUACCGAUAGACUUCGUCAAGAAACGACCGUCCAGUUUCGAUCCCUGCCUAGCGGAUAGAUUUCCGGAGAAUUGGGCCUCGCCAAGUCCUCAAGCGGAACAUGUUUCGUUCCUGGAGCCCCUAAAUCUACAGCAACCCUUGUCAUCAGUUCCGCCCAAUAGUGGAUUGCAACAGCAACAGCAACAUCACCAACAUACCCAUCAGCAGCAACCACAAAUCGCCCCACCCCCGAUCCCUCAGAGCCAUCCAGCUAAUGUCUCUGAACUAACCGCAGCCGCAAAUACAGUUGCUGCCAUCAAGACGGUUGAAGAGAUUUUCGAUAAUCCCAGACGAAGCUACAAACGAGCGACCGGACGAAACUCGCAGCAUCCACGACCCCGCAGAAGGGCAAGCUCCGGUAGCUCGGAGGUGAAAUACAUCAACCAAAAUUUCAGUUCAGGUUCGUCUGCUCCGGUUAGCUCCGAAGAAGAAGACAACGACGACGAAGAAGAUGAAUUGAGUAAAAUCCCCGAACUAAACUCACCGGAUAGUAUAUCUGAAGAUUUGGUUCAUCCUCUUCCGCCCCGGCAAAGUCCCGUGAAAACCACCGGACCCGACACCGCGAAACGUAAUCCGUCACCCUACUACUACUCUGAUUUGCUAAAGAACAAGACUCAACAACAAGAAGAUCAACCGUCUGAACCACAGCCACAAGAAACAACCCAACACGAAUCUAUCGAAGCCAAACGAGUCAACAGUCGAACAUCUUCCACAAACACUAGGCGCGAGGCGGGAGGAUUAAGAUACCGUAAAAGUAGCAGCCUCGACACACCAGCAGCUGAGAAAGAAGUCUGUCUACCGAAACGUUACUCCAUAACCGAGGAAGGUGUUCGUAUAAUACGCUGUGAUUCACCUUCGACCACAACUUCGGAAGAUUCGGACUGCUCUGAAUGUCGCAAACGACGAGACUGGCAUGCGCAAGCUUUAGCAAUAGUGCGUGCCAACUGUAAUCUUCCACCGUCGGUUGAUCCUUCAAUGCCACCGCAUCGAAUGCUCGGUCCAGCAUCAGCAGUUUGUGCCUGUGCCACACCAGCCUUCGGUGAGGACAACGAUGAACUCUUCCGGCCACGUAGUAUAUUCUACGUUCACCAACCCGGUGCCCAAAAUUGUGCCGAUUGCGUACUAAGUGACAAUUCCGCCGCGGUCAACGAAGAUAUGACGGGAAUUAGGACACGGCAAAUCUACGAGACUGCUUUCGAUUCGAAGAUAACCCGAUCGGACGACGAUUUGGACGAAGUAGAUCGGGUUACCAAUCAGUCCGUUUUGCUGCAACUCUCCAAAAGUAACAACAGCAGUACAAGCAAUAUGGUUUCCAGUCAGAACAAGGAAAACCGGGAACGAGCAAAACGAACUGACGGGAAACGAUCCAAAAGCGCUGUGAAAACACCAUCAGGAACUCAAAUACAAACCACGGCAAGCAUAGAGAACAAUACGGAAACGACACUAUCCCAAGAUUUGGAGAAACUUCAGAUCGACAAACAACUAGACAAUAUAACCAACGCAAACUCUACGUCUUCCUCUCAACUUCCCCUUCGUGGAUACACGCCUUCUCCUCCCUCGACCGCACCUCUUCCGAUGAAGUUCCCGGGCAAACAUGAACGGUUCUUCAUCAACAGCAUCAAAAGUGCUCCCAACCUUCCCUCUUCCAAUGCCGCCCAACACCCAAGACUCAAAGAUCUCCGGCUAGAUGUACAGGCGAUACGCAACAGUGAAGUUCCUCCUUCCGCCGGCAGUUGUGAUGGUAGUAUUAACGAUUCUUCCUACAAUAGUCCUAAGAACAGCGAUCAUCGACCCCGAUCAACGAUGUGCCUGGAGCCGGAGCGUGUCCUUGAGCUCAAACGAAGUCACAAACAGAGGGGUCGGAAUUUUUCGUCCACGGAAAGUAUGGCUACAUCUAGCAGCGGUGGUAGCAUGGAAUCUCUAAAAUCUAGUACCAGCGAGGGCAACCGGAGCACUUCCAGCUCCGAUUCACGCCACUCUUCCUCCCUGAGCUCGCACAGCUCCGAUUCGAACCCAACCAUUGCCUUACCGCUGCGAGUGCCAAUCUCCCUCCACAAUAAACUCAACAUCCUUAGUCCGAUUUCGGACAAAUCGUCCCAGGAACCGGGUUCGGAAACUUCCGACAUCAACCGGAACAACUCCCAGAAACAGUCACCCGAAGAGGGCACCGGUGGAGGUUCUCUGGUCAAGAAGGAGAACGGUGACGAGAAUGAGGCGGCUGUGAAACUGAGCGUACCGAAGAGGCGGUCCGCACCCAACAAGACGCUGCUACUGAUUACAGGUCCAGAAAUCCAAGGUUCGGACAGCGGCAUUUCGCUGCAUUCGCGCGAAGACGUCAAAUCCCGAACGAACUUCCUCAAUCUGGGCAUCCAGCGUGCCUCGCUCGGGCUGGAGAAAUCGGACACCGGAAAGCCUACGCUCCCGCAGGACCUGAACGAUCUUCCAUUCGACAUGCCCAAGCUGAGGCGAAGACGUGCCCACAUGCAACCGGAACCUUGCACAUCCGGUAGUGUGACCUCGGUAGACGUCGGGGAUCUACCGUUUGACAUGCCUAAAUUAAGGCGCCGAUUGAGGCUUUCGCAGAACCAGAAUCAGCUGAUCCACGCAAUGCCAUCGACUUCGGGGCACCUGCUUCAAACCAGCACCGAAUCCAGCGGAUUAUCACAGGCAUCCUCCAGUUUGUCGAUGCGAGACUCUGAUAAUAAAGCAGCCGCAGCGGCAAUGGCUGGAGGAUUCUUCAAGCAAAGCCUCACGCUGAAUCUGAAUGAAUGUAACAGCGCAAGGCCACCGAAAAAGUUUGGAACGCUCGAUCUGGGCCUGAAUAUUCAAAACCAAAUCCGCUCGAAUGUGGACUUGAUUGAUGCCAGCAUUCCUCUGGAUCGUCAGGGCUGGUACCACGGUUCGAUCAGCAGGAUAGAUGCCGAGAAAAUUCUCCGGCCUCUGGGAGAAGGAAGUUUCCUGGUUAGGAACAGCGAGUCAACCCGCCUGGACUAUUCGCUUACACUGAAGAGCGCCAAAGGCUUUAUGCAUAUGCGCAUCCAGCGGGAUCCAGACAGCGGUCAAUUCAUUCUGGGACAGUUCAGUCGGCCUUUCCCGAACAUUCCGGACAUGAUUCGACACUUUUGCCUCAACCGGUUGCCAGUGAGGGGGGCAGAGCACAUGUGCCUCCUGGAGCCGGUCAUUGCGCAGAUUCUCUAAACGCAGAAUCAACAAAACGUAUUUAACAUGGUUAUAAGCGUUUGAAAUUGGUAGUCAGGUUUUUAGUAGAACAUAAGUGAAGGAAAGGCUCAUCUAAUGGUAUUUGGAUAGGUGAAGUUUGCGUAUGCAGUGAAAAUCAAACGAAUCUGAUUGACGUUUAAUGAAGAAAAGAAGUAUCGUUGAGUUCCUUGUAUUAAGAUAAAAAAAAACAUGAAGAUGGAAAUGAUUUGUCUGUUUCAACUAUACAUUGUUUUUCAAUUGUGACAAUAAAUUAUGAUUUCCAUUCUCUCUCACAUAAGUUAGGUCUGUAUAACGAACGUGUAAAUUUUCAAAGAUUCUUAUUAAGGUCGGAAAUUAUCUUCCUAUAUCAAAGUGUAGAAUGUACUCAAUACAUACAUAUAUUGUGAUAAACUAACAAUUUGUUGAUUCUGAGUUCCCCAGCUGUUUACGAACAUUACACGCAAAUUUAUGGUUUCACAUACAGUCGUGUGGUAGUGUUAUUGUGUUGAAUCAUUUAAACGGGAAGAAGACAACCAACAAUUUGGAAGGAUUAAGAAAGGUCAAACAAGUUAUGCCAAAAUUUGAACUGUGAACGGAAAGAGUGCAAUCGAAAGACGUUGCAAUUUUAAAAUGAUUGUGAAUAAAGUGCAAUACUAAAUGCAACCAAAUUUUAUAGAAAGCACACCUAAACACUCUAGGCAGGAACAUAGCUUUUGCAACUAGAUUGUUGCUUUUGAAUAUAAAACACCCAAAAAACCUAACCUAACCCGCUUCAGUUCAGCGAAAACACAAUAAUUACAGAAAAUCAAAACAAAUAGAUUAGUUUGGAAAGUGCAAUAUAAUUCAUUUCAAUAAAACUAAAAACCACCAUUAGCCAGAUUUCAGUUUCAUUGGAAAAAUCAUAUAACCUUGUGUAUUCAAUCAAUGCAUAGUAUCAGAACGAAAUAAAACAUCUCUUCUCAUCAGUUGCAAGAAAGAAAAAAAAAACUAAUGAAGAGACAACAAUUAAUAAGUAGAAUAGGAAUUUUCACUGAAGUUCGUGUUUUAAAGACCGAAUCGGCAGACAGAAAGAAGUAAAAACUCAAACUUGUUUUUGAUGGCCAGUCGAUUAUGUCAAUCAAAAUUAUUAAAUUUGAAAAAAAAGACACUUAAGUAAUUUGAAAGUUUCACACAUGGAAAACAGAAACAUACACACACACUUACACAUAUGAAGAGAAAGAGAGAAAAAAAUCACGUAGUGAUGAAACAAGAAAAACCCAUUAUUAAUAUGAGAAAAUAUUUAACAAAAUAUUAGA
This is a messenger RNA of Uranotaenia lowii, 5891 nucleotides long. RefSeq lists its product as uncharacterized. Gene Ontology annotation, molecular function: phosphotyrosine residue binding. The transcript is spliced from 12 exons. Bases 535 to 4596 code for a protein of 1353 amino acids. The record is from RefSeq and is a predicted model, not a curated record. NCBI's taxonomy places the organism in Eukaryota, Metazoa, Arthropoda, Insecta, Diptera, Culicidae.